UUCCUAAUCCCUUUCAGAUAAAGAUAAAAGAUGAACAUUUGUCCUUUUUGAAAGCUUCCAUUUCAUUUGUCCUUGUUAACAUGAAGAGCUUUAAGUGUGGCUGGUGCAUUUUGACAGUGGUGUUUCUUGUGCACAGUCGGAUGUUGAUGCAGUUGGGGCCUACGGUGGUGUGGUAAGGGUUUGGAUCUAACCCCUGUACUUAAGGAUUUUUUAUGUGGAUUUUUGUAAUUGACUAACAGCUGGUUUGGAAAUCUUUCUUACACCUGUAAUUGCAUUGCAAGUGACAUUUUUCUGCAGCUCUUAUCCCCUUAUAACACAACUUGUCUUAUCAGAGCACAGCAGUGCAUGAAUUGAUUAUUUUAGUUGAUUUAGGUGUCUGUGACUAUGUUUGGUCAUGUGCUUAUGGUUGCUGUUGUAAUGGCACAUUGGUUACCGUGGAGUCACUCAGAUAUGAUUUGCACAAAAAGAACACUACAUUUUUUAGUUGUUCUCCUCCAACCCAAACAGUCUGUCCUAUUUUAGGCUGAAUGAGGUCCUCUCUCUCUCUCUCUCUCUCUCUCUCUCUUUCUCUCUCGCUGAGUGCAGGGCCAGUGUGGAAAAAUAAUUUCAGAUCUGGUGGAUGCACAUGAGCUUCAAUGUCUUAUUAAUAACAUGUUAAUACAUUGUGGUUCUUUGUGUGUGUAAUGUGUAACUGUAAGACAGCAGCAUGUAUAUGUUUUCACUCUGCUGUGCAAACUGAGAUAGACCCAGUCUACCCAUUUGUCCCUCUGUCUUAAAGGGCUCAUACUCCCAUAAGAAGUCAAAGAAAAAGAAGAAACAUAAGCACAAAGACAGAGACGUAUGUAAGAGCUUACAAAGACUGGUUUGCACAAAAACAGCUUUCAGUGUUUCUCACCUCUGUUCUUUCUUCACAGAGGAAUGGUUAUGAUGAUGACUACAGUGUCAUGUCCAGCAGGAGCUCGAGGCUCAGUGAUGAAAGUAGAGCGUCUCGUCCAUCCAGACUAGACCUGACGGUGCGUACUGACCACCAUGGAGUCGUGUUACAGAGCAGCUGUGUGCUCAUACCUCUAACAACACACAGAAUUCUGCUUUGGUUUGACUGCUGUUUUUUGACCAAAAUUUCACCAAAUCCUGAUAGAGAUAAUUUCCUUAGUUUGGUUCGGUCUUCAUGAGGAAGUGUUACCUUUAAGUUUAGGCAUGUGAUCAACUAAUGAAUAAUAAAUGAAUGAGUUUGGCAAGAUUAUUGGUGUCAGUUUGUUCCACCUUUCUUUUACCAGUUGUAAGAUUUCUAUCACUACUUUACGUUCAGUGCUGCAGAGCUGCACAGCAUUACUUUUUAGAAUGACUUAUACCCAUGUCUCUCAUUCUCCUCAUUCCCGCCUUCCCCUUCAGGCCUCUUAUGCUUCAUCUGACUUAUACAGCCUCAACGGUCUGUCCUCUAGAAACCAAGGUUCAGCUUUUAAUGGUUAUCAGAGCUCCUUAUAUGAAGAUAGCCUGUGCAGCGGGUCACGACGAGUCACAGGAUCCAGUUCCCAUCCUUUAGAGUACACUAGUUAUCUCAGCUCAGGCUCCAGAGCGUCCUCCAGAGCAGGUUCAGCCCGAGCCAGCCCAGUGGAUAACUGCAGCUCUGUUGCUAGUUUUCUGAGGAGUGCAGCCAGUAGCAGUGGUCUGCCCAGAGACCUGGACGAUGUUACUAUCCCUGACUUUUCAGAUGUGAGUUGGACUGAAGCAGCAGCAGGUGAUGCUGGUCCUGCUCGGUGGUGUUUAUUUAACAACAGCUCUUCCUGUUUGUACCCUCAGAGGAGGACUGAAUGUACUGUGUUAGAGGUUACUUUGUGUGUGGACUGAAAGUGGAAACUGCCAGCCUAUCUUUUUUUUUUUUUUUUUUUUUAAUCAAGAUUGCAUUCUACUGUGUGUGGCAACGAACAAAAUCUGAGCAUGUUCUGGAUUUGGAGGUUGUUUAAUCCAUAUGUUACCAGUGUUU
Sphaeramia orbicularis (orbiculate cardinalfish) is the source of this 1984-nucleotide messenger RNA. RefSeq lists its product as uncharacterized. The record is from RefSeq and is a predicted model, not a curated record. The transcript has 5 exons. Bases 1222 to 1848 code for a protein of 208 amino acids. Lineage: Eukaryota; Metazoa; Chordata; Actinopteri; Kurtiformes; Apogonidae.